Messenger RNA from Ixodes scapularis (black-legged tick), 552 nucleotides. RefSeq lists its product as uncharacterized. Bases 1 to 552 code for a protein of 183 amino acids. Lineage: Eukaryota; Metazoa; Arthropoda; Arachnida; Ixodida; Ixodidae. The record is from RefSeq and is a predicted model, not a curated record. The transcript has 2 exons.
AUGGACAAUGGCCGAAUCUUCAACGUGUCUGUGGAAGGGCUCUGUCGGCUGCGUCGCAUCAAGGACACCGCGCUUCGAGUGCUCAACAGGACCACGGUGUGCAUCGAGGGUCACCUCCGCUUCGGCAACCUUUCCGUCAAGAGCCUGUACACCUUCAGACCCAUCGCCGUACUCGAGCUGGACGGCCACAUGGACGUCCUCUUGGUGGGGCUAACCGUCGAAAUCCAGAUUCGCGUCAAGAAUGAGGUGCCCGUGCUCACGCAGUUCAAGGUGGUCGAUUUCGGGGUGGCUGAUGUGACACGCUUCACCGGAGCCACGAUUGCCCUGAACUGGCUAGGCCGAAUCCUCACCACAGAGCUGCUGCGCCAGUACAAGGAGUACAUAGUGAUCACGAUCGAGACCAAGGCCAAGUCAUUUAUUGACUCGGUCAUUGACAACAUCAAGUUGCCGUUCCGCAGCAAGUUCCUCGAGAUUACCAAUCACGCCCGCAAGGCGCACUACAGGGACCGAAAAAUCAUCCGACGCAAGCACCGAGGACGCAUCUCUCGCUGA